Porites evermanni is the source of this 732-nucleotide messenger RNA. Lineage: Eukaryota; Metazoa; Cnidaria; Anthozoa; Scleractinia; Poritidae. The record is from the annotation of a GenBank genome assembly.
AUGGCGACAUCCACACAGCCACAUCACCGAUUAUUCCCUGAAAACAUCGAGUUAAAUGUCGGGGGAAAGUUUUAUUCCACUUCAGUCCUUACACUGACGAGGGAGCCAGACUCGCUUCUUGGCCGCAUUUUCAGUGGGAGGCAGACUGUAGACAAAGACAGAACUGGAAAAUAUUUCAUUGAUCGCGAUGGAGCGCUCUUUCGUUACAUUCUGGAUUUUCUCCGAACAAAAAGGCUUCAUCUUCCAGAAGACUUUUGCGAAAUUGCGAGGCUUAGAAACGAGGCCGAAUUUUUUGAAAUAGAGGGUUUAGAACUACAGCUCGAUUUGUACAGCAGAACACGGGAAAGAGCCGCCACGAUAAUGAACGAACGCUUUGGUUACAUCACGUUACACAUUCGGAGUACUUACGCAUUCGGAAGAGUCGGUCAAGCAGACGUGAAUUUUCGCAAACUGCAAAGAAUCGUAGUGUGUGGAAGAGUUUCUUUGUGUCGUGAAGUCUUCGGAGAAACUCUUAACGAAAACCGGGACCCAAACCCCGAGGGGAACAGGUACACAAACAGAUUUUAUCUCAAGCAUAAUUACGUUGAAAAGGCAUUUAUGCGACUUCAAGAUUGUGACUUUCAACUGGUUUCAAGCAGCGGUGGUGAAAGUGGAAACUGUACUACUGACAGCAUUAAAAGCGAUGAAGACAAAUGGGACCAUUUUACCAUCCAUGUGUUCCUGCGUCGAUAA